CAGCUUCAUGGAGCUGUUCAAGAAGAAGAUGGAGGAGGAAGAGAAGAGGAAGAGAGAGGGCGAGGAAGAGGAGAAGACGAAGAGCUCUCCUGCGGCUCCGGACAAGAAGCCGCUAAGCGCGAGCAGCUUUGUGGGCAAGCGGAGAGGAGGCGCGAGACUGGCCCUCAAGACCGGGAUGGUGGCCAAGAAACAGAAACUCGACUCCGAGGUGAGAUACAUGCUGUUCAAUCACGGUUAUUAGCGAUAUGAA
Molecule: messenger RNA, 250 nt
Organism: Sinocyclocheilus rhinocerous
Lineage: Eukaryota; Metazoa; Chordata; Actinopteri; Cypriniformes; Cyprinidae
Exons: 2
Coding region: 8-241 (77 amino acids)
Molecular function (GO): 5'-3' exonuclease activity; 3'-5' exonuclease activity
Source: RefSeq, a predicted model, not a curated record